AUGAUCAACCAGACUGGCAUGCUCGGUGAAGAUGGCAUCCACAUCGACAUGAACCACCUCAAGUCCGGCGAAGUCAACCUCGGAACGUCCAUCAUGGCCAUCAACUUCGCUGACGGUGUCAUCCUCGGCGCCGACUCGCGCACAACGACCGGAGCAUACAUUGCCAACCGUGUCACCGACAAGCUCACACAAGUCCACGACACCAUCUGGUGCUGUCGAUCAGGAUCAGCAGCAGACACACAGGCAGUCGCGGACAUCGUCCAAUACCACUUGGGCAUGUACGGCAUCACCAACGACGAGCACCCGACCACACAGACAGCUGCGGCGAUCUUUCAAGAGCUGUGCUACGACAACAAGGAUGCGUUAAGCGCAGGUAUCAUCAUCGCUGGAUGGGAUCAGAGGCACGGCGGACAGGUCUACAGCAUACCGCUUGGUGGCUCGCUACACAAGCAGGCAUACGCGAUUGGUGGUUCGGGUUCAACAUACAUCUACGGAUACUGUGAUGCGAACUGGAAGGAGGGCAUGAACGAGCAAGAGGGAAUCAGCUUCGUGAAAGGCGCGCUGCAAGAGGCGAUCAAGUGGGAUGGUAGCUCGGGUGGUGUUAUCAGAAUGGUCGUGCUCACGAAGGCUGGCGCGGUGCGGCAUCUGUAUCUGCCAGACCGAAACUACACGGGCCCUGGUACUGAGAAGCCAUAG
This is a messenger RNA of Fulvia fulva, 696 nucleotides long. Its product is annotated as Proteasome subunit beta type-1. Gene Ontology annotation, molecular function: threonine-type endopeptidase activity. Bases 1 to 696 code for a protein of 231 amino acids. Lineage: Eukaryota; Fungi; Ascomycota; Dothideomycetes; Mycosphaerellales; Mycosphaerellaceae. The record is from RefSeq and is a predicted model, not a curated record. Gene Ontology annotation, cellular component: proteasome core complex. The transcript has 2 exons.